ACUGGACACAAGAUACCUGUGCCCACAUAUUUUUUGUUUGGCACGGGCACAUGCCAGUAUGUUGUUGCAAUUUAUGUAAUUCCAUUUGAGUACGCUCAAAAACGACAUAUAUAUAACUCCCAU
Acaulospora morrowiae is the source of this 123-nucleotide messenger RNA. The record is from the annotation of a GenBank genome assembly. Lineage: Eukaryota; Fungi; Glomeromycota; Glomeromycetes; Diversisporales; Acaulosporaceae.